Messenger RNA from Myripristis murdjan (pinecone soldierfish), 447 nucleotides. RefSeq names its product hemoglobin, alpha embryonic 5 (gene hbae5). Gene Ontology annotation, molecular function: peroxidase activity; organic acid binding; oxygen carrier activity. Gene Ontology annotation, cellular component: blood microparticle; haptoglobin-hemoglobin complex; hemoglobin complex. Lineage: Eukaryota; Metazoa; Chordata; Actinopteri; Holocentriformes; Holocentridae. Bases 16 to 447 code for a protein of 143 amino acids. The transcript has 3 exons. The record is from RefSeq and is a predicted model, not a curated record. Gene Ontology annotation, biological process: hydrogen peroxide catabolic process; oxygen transport.
UCGAACGCAGCCACAAUGAGUCUGUCCGCUAAAGAGAAGAACAUCGUCAGGGAUUUCUUCAAAAAAGUGUCCAGCAGGUCCGAGGAGGUCGGCACCGAGGCUCUGUCCAGGAUGCUGACGGUCUACCCCCAGACCAAGUCCUACUUCGCCCACUGGAAGGACCUGAGCCCCGGCUCCCCCCCGGUCAGGAAGCACGGCAUCACCAUCAUGGGCGGAGUGUACGAUGCUGUCUCCAAGGUGGACGACCUGGUGGGCGGCCUGCUCACCCUGAGCGAGCUGCACGCCUUCAUGCUCAGGAUCGACCCCGUCAACUUCAAGAUCCUGUCCCACUGCAUGCUGGUGGUGCUGUCUAUGCUCUUCCCUGAGGACUUCACCCCUCAGGUCCACUUGGCCGUCGACAAGUUCCUGGCCCUGCUGGCCCUGGCUCUGGCCGAGAAGUACCGCUAA